AUAUCUACAUCCCCCCCUCGUGAUUUUCACAUUCAAUAUAUAUAUAUAUAUAAAUACUAUCACAUUUCAUGCAAUAAUAUCUCAUCUGUUCUCACCAAACGAUUCAUUCCAAAACCUCCAUGUUUAACCAAUCUGAUCAUCAAGAUCUUCUCAAUGGUUGGCCGCUUGGACUUCAGGUCAUGAACUCCACACUUCGAUUAAUGGCUGAUUCAGGAACACACACAUUACCAUCUGCCCAACCUUCCCCUAAUUUGCUCAUUCCUUCAUUCAGUUUCUCCUCUCUCUCUUCCUCUGAACUCGACACUCUGUCGACGGCCUCCUUCUUUCAAGACCCUAGCGUAUCGCUUGGACGGCUCAUUGGACUAAAGCCGGCCGACAAGACGUGGUUGUACUUUCCGACCGAGGAGAAAAAGAGUGUGUCGGCUAAUUCUGCUGGCCGCCGCGUAGAUGAUUCCAAAACGAAGAACGCCGGUGAACAUGAAAUUAUAUCGGGACGAAUCUGCAUUCCGAUUGUGAUUGGUGUGAUCUUGAAGAUGAUUAGAAGUCGGAGAAAUUCCAGAAAGUGUAGUGUAGGAUAAAUUAUUCCUUGGACCUGAUUCUUAGAAAUUUGUUAUGAUGGAAGAUUAUUGAGUCUAAUAAAUAAAUUUCUCGGUUGGUUUUCUUGGAUUUUAAAAGCUGUGUUCAACAGUUUCAAUGUCUAAUCUACCUCAAGAGUAUAAAACAAAAUACGGAUCAAGAGUUUGAGAUUUCAUUUUCCCGAGAAACAAACAGAAACCAGGUUUCGAGGACUAAUCGAAAAUGUAUUUGAUCAA
Cucumis sativus (cucumber) is the source of this 812-nucleotide messenger RNA. RefSeq lists its product as uncharacterized. The transcript has 3 exons. The record is from RefSeq and is a predicted model, not a curated record. Lineage: Eukaryota; Viridiplantae; Streptophyta; Magnoliopsida; Cucurbitales; Cucurbitaceae. The coding region runs from base 120 to 578 and encodes 152 amino acids.